AUGGGUGGAGGAGACUUGAACAUGAAAAAAUCCUGGCAUCCGCUCUUGAUUAAAAAUCAAGAACGGGUGUGGAAGGAAGAGCAGAAGGCCUUGGAAGAACAAAAAAAGUUAACUCAAUUAAUGAAAGAAAAAGAAGAAGAAAGACAGUUACAGGAAUUGAGAAAAUUACAAGAGAGUGCUGGCGGAAAAAAAGGACCAGAAAGAUUAGAUUGGAUGUACGCAGCAGGUCCUAAUCAAUCUAGUUCAGCAAAAGCUCAAGAACUGGAAGAUUUCUUAUUGGGAAAGAAGUCCGUGAAUAAACUUAUUGAUAAUAGCUCAGCUUUGAGCAAGCUCUCUGAGUCAAAUGAUGUUUUUACAAGUACAAUGAAUCCAAAUGCUAAUUCAUAUAGGGAUACCCAGGCUAAAAUUCGUGAGGAUCCCUUAUUACUUAUAAAGAAAACUGAACAGGCCAAUAUUAAAGCUAUUGUCACUAAUCCUAUUAAAUUGAAAGAACUCAAAGAGAAGUCUAAAAAAAAUUCACAUCAUAAUCACGAUAAAUAUAGCCCCCCAAGGAAGCGUGAUAGACGUAACAGCCCUAUGCGACGGGAUUAUUAUGAGAGGAAUGAUCGUCGUCGUAAUAGGUUUGAUGAUGAUAAUGAUUCAGAUUCACAUCAUAAUCACGAUAAAUAUAGCCCCCCAAGGAAGAGUGAUAGACGUAACAGCCCUAUGCGACGGGAUUAUUAUGAGAGAAAGCAAAAACUACAACAAAUGAUGGAUGAUGCCAAAAAACUUAAAGAUGAACGUAUGAAACGUGUAGAUGAUAUCAAUAGGGAAGAAAGGGAGGAAGAAACUAAAGCUGCUGAGCAUAAAAAGCGAACAUAUGAAAGCGGUGUUUAUUCAGAAUACCUAAAAAAUGCUUACAAAGAUGCAUAUUCAUCUAAUUCAUCAUUUGACUUGGGCGAACGAGUACGAAGACAUCGUAGUACAUUACAGAAAGCUGUUGAGUGA
This is a messenger RNA of Dentiscutata heterogama, 987 nucleotides long. The record is from the annotation of a GenBank genome assembly. NCBI's taxonomy places the organism in Eukaryota, Fungi, Glomeromycota, Glomeromycetes, Diversisporales, Gigasporaceae.